This is a messenger RNA of Ictidomys tridecemlineatus (thirteen-lined ground squirrel), 2702 nucleotides long. RefSeq names its product HAUS augmin like complex subunit 8 (gene Haus8). Lineage: Eukaryota; Metazoa; Chordata; Mammalia; Rodentia; Sciuridae. The record is from RefSeq and is a predicted model, not a curated record.
UUCCGUCGGCCGCGGCCACCGCCUCCCAGAGGUGGUGGGCGAGACUGUUCGAGGCGAGGAGAGGGAGGCUCGCGAGCAGGGGACUUCGGCUUCGCGCUCGCCUAGCUCGUCCCGGCCCGUGGCCACCCCUCCUGCAACUCCGCAUGAUGGUCCAACCCGUGGCGCGGGGGCGGGCCCAGUCUUGGAGAGCUGGCCUUUGAGUAGAAGGCGGGAAAAUGGCGGAUUCUUCGGGGCGCGGCGCCGGGAAGGCUUCCGCCGCCGCUCCCAACCCCACUAGCGGUGCCAAGCCAAGAGGAAAAAGAGCACAGGGUGGAAGAGUGGUCGAGUCUCGAUAUUUGCAGUAUGAGAAAAAAACAAGUAAAAAGGCUCCUGCAGCAGAUGCAUUGAAAGCCAGCGGGAAGGUGCCUGAAGGUGGAAGGAAGGCCACCCUGCUCCAGAAGAGCAAAGAUGGCAGCGGAACCGUGAAGGGAGACCUGCAGUCCACGCUGCUGGAAGGGCAUGGCACGGCCCCGCCUGACCUGGAUCUCUCCGCCAUUAAUGACAGGAGCAUGAUCAGGAGGACUCCACAGCUGGAAAAGACCGUGGCAAAGAAAACCGAGUCGACAUCAUUUAUUGCCCCGCGGAAAAAGAACCCGGAGCCAACAGAAGUGAUGGAGAUGAUGGAAUCCCAGACGUUACUGCUGAGCCUGCUGACGCUGAAGAUGGAGAACGGUCUUGCUGAGUUUGAGGAGGAGGCGGAGAGGAACUUGGUGCUCGUGUGCAGAGAGGCGGCGGCCCUGCAGGAGCAGGCCCACGGGCUGCGGCGCAGGCUCUUCCUCUGCCAGAGGACCCGGGAGCUGGCCGAGACCCUCGACGCCCAGAUGGAGCUGCUCAGCCCCUUCGAGGCGGUGUGUGAGCGCUUUAAGGAGCAGUACAGGACGUUCGCCACAGCCCUGGACACCACAAGGCACGAGCUGCCUCUGAAGUCCAUCCAUCUGGAGGGAGACGGGCACCAGCUCUUGGGUGCUCUGCAGCGUGACCUGGAGACCACCCACCGCCUCCUGGGGGAACUCGGCGUAGGCAGUGCUGAGGAGAACGAGCAGGUGCUGGCCCUGCUGCACGAGCUCAGGGACGCCACCUCGAGCAAAGACCUGGAGCUGCGGAGGAUCUUCUCCCAGGUGCUGGAACUUUCUGCUGAGGCGAGUAAAGAGGCAGCAUUGAUAAACCAGGAGGUCUGGGAAGAGGCCCAAGGCCUGGGGACCGCCAGCCAGUGGUACUUCAAUGCAGAUGGCACCUUCGGGAACCCUCUGGGAGAGCCGAGAAGCACGGUCCUCUCCAGGGACAACAAGCCACAUGCCCAGUGAAUCCCAUGCAGGCCUGUCCCCUAACCCAAGCCAAGCCCUUCCUUCCGGGAGUUGGGAGGAAGACCCACUUUGUGCCUCUCUCUCGGGGUGGGGUUCGCAGUGACUCGGGGCGUCCGACACUUGAGCACUUUACAGGCCCUGUCAGCGGCUCGGCUGUCUUGGUGUUUGUGAUGUCCUUGUUUAAUGUUCAGGAAGUAAGACAUUUGCAUCCGGGGUUCUUGUUUUCUGUGGAGUGGACAACUGGGGGGUCUUGUUCAGGUCCCACUGAGCCUGGGGACCUCCACAGGUGACAGGUUGGAUAUCUCCUCUGGAGGGUUGGGACCAGAGCUGUGUGGAUUUCAGGUUUAGGAUAUUCACAUGCGUGACGUCUGUCACGUGGCCUCCACAAGGACUUCAUCGUUAGGUCGAGGUUGGUGGUUUUUCUCUUGAUGCUGGUGGUGGAACCCGGGCCCUGUGCAUGCCAGGUCCACCCUCAGCCCUGGGUCCCGGUUUCAUACUAGUGGCCUGGGGAAGUGUCCCCCAUCCACAUAACGACCACGCCCAUGACGUUCAGCUACAGGAGGCCCGGCCUCUUCAAUGAAGCAGCCUUGACAUUCCAAUUUUCACCUAAACUUGUCCCCCAGUUCUCCAGUCUCAAGGUGUGUGGGCAGCUAUAACAAAAUACCGUAGACCAGGGGCUUGUAAACAAAACAGUGGAGGCUGCAUGUCCAAGACCAAGUCAGACUCUGGUGAGGACCUGCCUCCUUCUUGCCAUGUUCCCACGAGCGUUCCCUUGGGCCUCUUACAAGAGCACUGACCCGUUCACUGGGGCUCCCCCCUUAGGAGCUGCUCACCUCCCAGAGGCCCCACCUCUUUUUUUAUUUAUUUAUAUGUGGUGCUGAGAAUCGAACUCAGUGCCUCACACGUGCCAAACAAGUGCCCUACCGCCCGGCCCCGGCCCCACCUGUUACUGACACUUUAGAACCAGGAUUUCAGCAUGGGAAUGUGGGUAGGAGCCAUUCAGGCCGUGGCACCCAGCCAUCGACUCUACAUUUCCAGUCAACUUUCUCCCCCUGGAGCUGGGGCUGUAACCAGGGUCUCCUAAGUGCCCUGUCCCUGAACUCCACCCUGGCCCCUGCCUCCCUCUCUGUCUUCUGGUCUAGCUAAAGCCCUGCUGCAGCAAGAGGCCUGACCCGGCUCCAUCCCCUGACCCCCCAGGUCCUGAGUCUGCCAUGGCAGGGUGAGCCACGGGACCUUGGCCCAUCCGUCAUUCUUUCUUUUGUCAAAUCUACCUGACUUGCUCCCAGUGACUCCAGGAAAGUUUCACACUAAAAUUUCUGCUUUAUGAUUUUUAAAAUCUCUAUAAACAUGAAUAUCACA